Phoenix dactylifera (date palm) is the source of this 1310-nucleotide messenger RNA. NCBI's taxonomy places the organism in Eukaryota, Viridiplantae, Streptophyta, Magnoliopsida, Arecales, Arecaceae. The record is from RefSeq and is a predicted model, not a curated record.
CAUUACCCAAUUAAUAUAUUUAUAUUAUAUGUCAUGUAACACGUACUUUCUUUGAGUGUCUUUUCCAAUGAUAGGAUUUUCUAUAAGAACAACGAAUGCUUGCACUCUCUGCAACGCAUUGAAGCAACGUACCGUGCCAAUAGCUUCUUUCAUCUCAUGGCCACAUUUCCGUCUCUCUCCCACGACGGCUCCCUUCCGCCAAAGGUGCAAGAAGAUAAGAGGGAGGCAGAUCCAACUCUUGCACAAGGAAUUUCGGAGUACAGUGACCUCAUCUCAACCCUUCCCUUAGACAAAGGAUGGGAACCUUAUCUCCUCCGAAAAUACCAAGGUUUUUGGAUCGCCGAAUACAUACUCCCAGGCAUCAUCGCCCUCCAACAACACUUCAAGGCUUGCCACAGCGACCUCUUCCUCAUGAGCUACCCAAAGUCCGGCACUACCUGGUUAAAAGCACUAGCUUUUGCCACCAUAAACCGAAAUCGGUACCAGUUUGCCGACCAUCCUCUCCUCAGCCACAACCCUCAUGACUGCAUCCCCUUGAUUGAUAUCGACUUUGCCUCCAAAAUUAAAGACACGCCUUCCCCUAGGAUCCUCCAGUCCCACGCUCCUUACUCACUGUUACCAGACUCUAUCAAGGCUUCUGACUGUCGAAUAAUAUAUGUUUUCCGGGAUGCAAAGGAUGUGUUUGUUUCGGACUGGUUCUUCUUUAAUAGGUUGAGGAGAUCCAACGGGCUGGAGCCAAUACCAUUCGGUAAGGCUUUUGAGUUGUUUUGUGAGGGUGUUUGCUCGUAUGGGCCAAUAUGGGAUCACGUUCUUGAGUACUGGGAAGAGAGCUUGCGGAGGCCUGAGAAGGUGCUGUUCUUAAACUAUGAGGAGAUGCUGGCGGACCCGGCAGGGAACGUGAAGAGGUUGGCGAAGUUCAUGGGAUGCCCCUUCUCCACUGACGAAGAGAAGGAAGGUGUGGUCGAGGAGAUUGUAAGGUUAUGUAGCUUUGAGAAACUGAAGAACCUGGAGGUAAAUAAGAGGAGUAAAUUCGUACUGCCGAACGUCAAAUUUGAUAAUGAAUCCUAUUUUAGGAAAGGAGAGGUGGGAGACUGGAGGAAUCAUAUGAGUCUUGAGAUGGCUCUUAGGUUGGACGGGAUCAUUCAAGAAAAGUUGAGAGGAACCAGUCUGACCUUUGGCGGUGUUGGGGACUCUGACAGCAGCCACCACCAGCAGCUGAGUUCGUAGGUCAUGAAGGAUUAUCCAUGAUCCAAAAUGUUUUAAGAUCAUGUAGUUUCUGCAGUGCUUUGGUGUAGCCGAAUAAAUAAAUA